AUGUCGGCGUCGGACAUCCCGAAUCGCCUUCGCGCAAUUCUCGGGACGUCUGUGCACCCUUGGAUUCUGCAGUCCGCGUUUCGCGGCAGCGUCCAGGAGCAGGCCCUUCGUUUCCUGGGACGGAGGGCUUUUCCCACCAUGGAUGCUGCAGCCCUCAGUCAGCGGUUGUUGGAGCAGUUCAUCGCUGGUGUCAGGGACCCUGAAAUCCGGAAGGCCUUGAUGCGGGCGCAACGGCUACCUUCGACAAAGCCCUCGACCUGA
Molecule: messenger RNA, 261 nt
Organism: Spirometra erinaceieuropaei
Lineage: Eukaryota; Metazoa; Platyhelminthes; Cestoda; Diphyllobothriidea; Diphyllobothriidae
Source: the annotation of a GenBank genome assembly